Molecule: messenger RNA, 6489 nt
Organism: Nezara viridula (southern green stink bug)
Lineage: Eukaryota; Metazoa; Arthropoda; Insecta; Hemiptera; Pentatomidae
Source: the annotation of a GenBank genome assembly
AUGGAUGGCUUAAUGACAGCAUUUGACUGCAAGCAGUAUUCUGGAAUAGAAACUAAACCACUUCCAAGAUUAACGAGAUAUUUAAGAUCUUUUACAAGACUCGAGCCAAGAAAGGAUCUUAUUGACAAUACCUCUGUCAAACCUUUGGAAAGACAUAAUAAAUUUUCAUGGCCUGAUCUUAAAAAGAUAAUUGAAGGCCAUUCCUGUUUGUCACCACAAGUAUCCAAGGACCUUUCUCACUUACAAGAACUGGCAAAAACAAUCAGUGGUGGCGAACAAAAAAUUGUUGAUGAAACAGCAGUAUUUCUUUUUCGUCUUUUUAUGGAUAAGAAAAAAGCUCUCAAUAAACAUUGCACUCUUAUAAAACAGUUAUAUGGCAAUGUUACUUUUACGACUGUUAACCAGAUCUGUUCGGUUGUAAAUCAAGUUGUGGACGAGCUAACUGAUGAAUGCAUUGAUAAAAUUAAAAGAGGAUUUGAAAAUAAAAGCGAUGAUGAGCGUCAAAACGAGAAGUCACUCUGGGGAGGCCAUAUUAUAUUUAAUCCGCCAACGAAAUGGAUCCCUCCCGACACAAGCUUUCUUACCGAUCUUAAUCAACAAAAAAAUAUUAUUGAAAACUUUUCGAUGGCUUAUAAUAAACCUGUCGAAAAAGAAUUAUCCGAAGAAAAAGGAUUAUACACUAAGAGCUGGAUGAUUAAGGAAGUACAGAAGUGUUUCCCGGCUGGUAAUCCUAUCGGGGUUUCUAACGAAGAGUUUUGUGAUUCCAUCAUUGAGAUGCUUAACUGUCCCAAAUCAACUGAUGAACUACAAAAUGAUCUUUUCGAUUUCUUAGGCUACGAUAACUUUGAGUUAACCUUGUUGCUAUUGGAACAUAGGAAAGAUAUAGCUAUGAUUAGCAAGUUGGAAAAUGAGAAGAAGUUGCUACUGAAGCCUUUAGGCAACAGUACUGAACGAAAACGUGAAGGAUAUAUUAGUCAAGUUACCGUCAAAUCUCAAGAAGAAAAGCAACUCGAAAAAUUGGCUAGAAAAGAAGAGAAAAAAUUCUCGAAACAUGGAACAAUUAAAGAAAAUGCGCAAGAGGAAGAAAAGUUUGACCCUUUAGAACUUAGAAAUAAGAGGAUAGCAGCUCUGAGCAACCAGAAUACUUGGGCUACGCAAGAGAAAAAAAAACCUUCAGAGCCGAAAGAUGCCUACCCACAUGUUUACGACUCGAUGAAAACAGCUCAAUCACAAACAGGUUAUAUUUCGGGUAGUAGGAUAAUGCUGCCUGAAGACGUGAAACGAGUUGACAACAAACAAUACGAGGAAGUUGAUAUACCAGUAUCUUCACCGGGCCCAUUGUCCGUGGGUAAUACUUUGAUCCCAAUAUCUUCAUUGGAUACCUAUGGGAAGCUUGCCUUCUCUGGUAUAACCCACCUGAAUAGGAUACAAUCAGUCGUCUUCCCAACGGCUUAUAACACCAAUGAAAACUUGUUAAUCUGUGCCCCCACCGGUGCUGGUAAAACGAAUAUAGCUCUUCUCACUGUGAUGCAUACCAUACGACAGAAUAUUGUCAACGACAUAAUUAAGAAAGAUCAGUUCAAGAUAGUAUACGUAGCACCAAUGAAGGCUUUAGCAGCUGAAAUGACGGCAAAUUUCAAUAAAAAGUUAGGUUGUUUGGGAUUGUCUGUUCGAGAACUGACAGGCGAUAUGCAGCUGACUAAAAAUGAAAUACUUCAAACCCAAAUGAUCGUAACUACACCAGAGAAAUGGGAUGUUGUUACCAGGAAGGGAACUGGUGACGUUGCGCUUACUCGAUUAGUAAAGCUUCUUAUAAUAGAUGAAGUUCACCUUCUUCAUGGUGACCGUGGACCUGUUGUUGAAGCUCUGGUUGCAAGAACAUUACGUCAGGUCGAAUCUUCACAAACGAUGAUCAGGAUAGUUGGUCUCUCUGCUACUCUGCCUAACUACAUUGACGUGGCUAGGUUCCUCCGGGUCAACCCUCAUGUUGGUCUAUUUUAUUUCGAUAGUCGGUUCCGCCCUGUCCCACUACGCCAGACAUUCAUCGGUGUGAAAGCAACUAAAGCGCUUCAGCAAAUGGCUGAUAUGGAUAUGGUUUGCUACGAUAAAGUGGUAGAAAUGGUUCGCAAGGGUCACCAGGUUAUGGUUUUUGUCCAUGCGAGGAAUGCUACAGUAAGGACUGCCAAUGUAUUAUUAGAAAUGGCUAGACAAAAAGGUGAUAUUGGAUCGUUCACUCCUGAAAACUCUGCUGCAUUAACUGGAGGUUUGCAGGCUUUCUCUAAGGCUAAAUCGAAACAGUUAGCUGAACUAUUUAAUGCCGGCUUUUCCGUCCACCAUGCUGGAUUAUUCAGGCCUGAUAGGUCCCUUGUUGAAAAAUAUUUUGGAUUGGGAAUGAUCAAGGUGUUAGUUUGCACCUCAACACUCGCUUGGGGUGUCAAUCUUCCGGCACAUGCUGUCAUUAUUAGGGGAACCGAGAUUUACGAUGCUAAGCAUGGUUCUUUUAUUGAUUUGGGAAUUUUGGAUGUUCUUCAAAUUUUCGGACGAGCUGGAAGACCUCAGUUCGAUACAUCUGGUCACGGAAUCAUCAUUACAUCUCAUAACAAGCUGUCACAUUAUUUAUCACUCCUCACUAACCAGUUUCCAAUUGAGAGUAAUUUCAUUAAUUUUCUAGCUGACAAUCUUAAUGCUGAGAUAUCUCUCGGAACUAUUUCAAAUGUCAACGAAGCAGUAGAAUGGCUGAGUUAUACUUACCUCUUUGUUAGAAUGAGAAUAAAUCCAUUGGUUUACGGUAUGACUGUUCAAGAUGUUAUGGACGAUCCAAGAUUGGAGGAGAGGAGGAGAGAACUAAUCACCAUCGCAGCUAAAGCUCUAGAUAAAGCAAGAAUGAUAAGAUUUAAUAUUAGGACUGAUGAUUUAGCCAUCACAGAUUUGGGAAGGAUUGCUAGUAACUUCUAUAUUAAAUAUGACACUGUGGAAGUUUUCAACGACAUGAUGAAUAAUGUUAUGAGCGAAUCGGAAAUCCUAGCUAUGGUUUCACAUGCUCAGGAAUUCCAUCAGUUAAAAGUAAGAGAUGACGAAAUGGAUGAAUUGGAAAAUCUAUGUGACAUCUGUGAAUAUGAAGUGGCCGGGGGUAAAGAAAAUCUUCAUGGAAAAGUGAACAUUCUCAUUCAGUCAUUCCUGGCAAGGCAGAGAGUCAAUUCUUUUUCUUUGAUGUCAGAUCUCUCUUACAUAACUCAGAAUGCUGUGAGGAUAAUGCGUGCUCUCUUUGAGAUUAAUCUGCGUAGUAACAAUUCUCUGCUGGCCGGCAAACUCCACCAGAUGGCGUUGAUGAUGGAGCACCAGCAGUGGCAAUGGGAGACGCCCUUAAGGCAGUUCACUGUUCUCACUCACGACAUCAUCGAGAAGAUAGAAAAGAGGGACCUCUCCGUCCAGGCUAUUAGGGAAAUGGAUUCCAGAGAAAUAGGCAUAUUCUUGAGGAAUACAAAGAUGGCAACAAUUGUAAAGAAAAGUGCUUUUGAGUUUCCCCUACUUGAGCUGUCUGCAUCACUUCAUCCUAUCACCAGGACAAUUUUGAGAGUGCGGCUGCAAAUCACUCCUGAUUUUAAAUGGAAUGAUAAAGUCCACGGCAAAUCCUCCGAAGCGUACUGGGUUUGGAUAGAGGAUCCAGUCGAUACUAAUAUCUACCAUUCAGAAUAUUUUCUAAUUACUCGACGACAGGUCAUUCACAAGGAAACUCAGGAACUUGUAAUGACAAUGCCGUUAGUAGAACCAAUGCCAUCACAAUACAUGAUCAAGGUAACAAAUGAUCAUUGGCUGGGGUGUACAAAUGUUUUACCAAUUAAUGUUCACAAUCUUAUCUUACCUGAAAGCCAUCCUCCUCAUACAGAACUUUUGGAUUUGCAACCGUUACCAGUGAAAGCUUUGGAAAAAAAAGAAUUUGAAAGUCUGUACAAGUUCACUCACUUUAAUCCAAUACAGACCCAGAUUUUCCAUUGCCUGUAUCAUACAGAUUCGAACGUUCUAGUCGGAGCGCCCACAGGCUCGGGGAAGACUAUAAUGGCAGAGAUCGCCAUGUUCAGAGUGUUCAGGAAAUAUCCUGGCUGUAAGGUAGUAUAUGUGGCUCCAUUGAAAGCUUUGGUCAGAGAGCGCAUAGAAGAUUGGAAGAUCAGGAUUGAACAAAAUCUGAAGAGACAUGUUGUAGAAUUAACAGGUGAUGUAACUCCUGAUGUCCAAGCAAUCAAACAAGCAGACGUGAUCGUAACGACCCCUGAGAAAUGGGACGGUAUCUCAAGAAGUUGGCAGACGAGGGGUUAUGUAAAAGAAGUUGCUCUUAUUGUUCUUGAUGAGGUUCACUUGCUUGGAGAAGAUCGUGGACCAGUAUUGGAGGUGAUCGUCUCUCGUACUAACUUUAUUUCAGCCCACACGGAGAGGCCAAUAAGAAUUGUGGCCCUUUCAACUGCCCUAGCUAAUGCCAGAGAUCUUGCUAACUGGUUAGGCAUCAAGGAGAUGGGAUUAUACAAUUUCCGACCAUCUGUCCGCCCUGUGCCUCUUGAAGUUCAUAUCCACGGAUUCCCUGGUAAACACUAUUGCCCGAGGAUGGCAACGAUGAACAGACCAGUUUUCCAGGCAAUCCUUACGCAUUCACCCAGCCAGCCGUCGAUGGUUUUUGUCUCUUCGAGGAGGCAGACUCGACUGACUGCUCUUGAUCUGAUAGCUUAUCUCGCUGGGGAAGACAAUCCAAAAAUGUGGAUGCACACUUCUGAACAGGAAAUGGACCAAAUAAUAGCCACGAUAAAGGACUCUAACCUGAGGUUGACAUUGGCCUUUGGCAUAGGCAUCCACCACGCCGGUCUGCAGGAGAGGGAUAGAAAAACUGUCGAGGAACUGUUUGUUAAUCAAAGGAUCCAAGUACUGAUUGCUACAGGCACCCUUGCGUGGGGUGUGAACUUACCAGCUCAUCUUGUCAUCGUCAAGGGAACAGAAUACUACGACGGUAAGACCAAACGCUACGUUGACAUGCCUAUCACUGACGUACUUCAGAUGAUGGGUCGAGCUGGCAGACCUCAAUACGAUAAUCAAGGAAUAUCUGUGAUAUUAGUUCAUGACGUCAAGAAGAAUUUUUAUAGAAGAUUCUUGUACGAACCAUUUCCUGUUGAGUCACACCUUCUUCAGGUGCUGCCAGAUCACUUGAGUGCUGAAAUUGUUGCUGGAACCAUCAAGACGAAACAAGAAGCACUGGAUUAUCUCACAUGGACAUAUUUCUUCAGGAGGUUGCUGAAAAAUCCAACUUUUUAUGGCCUAGAAUCAUUAGAGGCCAAGGAUGUGAAUUCUUAUCUUUCUCAUCUCGUCGAUAAGACUUUAUUAACACUUUAUUAUGCUGGAUGUGUAACUUUAGAGGAGGAUGAAAGGACCUUGAGCACAACGUCUAUGGGUCGUAUAGCUGCGUAUUAUUACUUAGCCUAUCAGACGAUGACACAGCUGCGGGAGAAUCUGUCGCAUAGUUUAACACUUGAAAAGUGUUUGUUCGUUAUGUGUCAUGUUUAUGAAUAUAGCCAGUUACCUGUUCGUCACAACGAGGAGAACCUCAAUGGGGAGUUGGCAAAACAGUGCCCUUGGCCUGUCGAUCCUCUGCAGCUGGAUUCCGCUCACAUCAAGACCUACCUUCUGCUGCAGUCGCACUUCAGCAGGCUGGAGCUCCCCUCUACCGACUACUACACUGAUCUCAAAUCUGUCCUCGACCAGGCCAUCAGGGUUCUACAGGGAAUGAUUGAUGUUUGCGGGGAGUGUGGCUGGCUUGCCACUACCCUACGCCUACAGCAGUUGAUGCAGAUGUUGAUCCAGGGUCGCUGGCUGAGCGACUCGCCGCUCACAACGUUACCGUGCGUGGAACCGUACAUGGCUCAGUCACUACACUCUAAGCCCAAGGGGAACUUGCCUGCUGCGGUUCAUGCAGCAACUGGUGGAUAUUCCAAUGUGGCUAGCAUAUUUUCUCCAGAAUUAGAUGAAGGCCAAAUAGAUCAGGUUUACAGAACUCUAAAAUGCUUGCCGAUUUUACGAGUCGGUAUGCGUAUAACUGGUGAAGGCAUUGAAAGUGGAAGUUCUCAAAACAGGGAUGUGUUGCUUUCUUCAGAAGAAUAUACUCUUAACGUCACUCUCGAGAGACUCAAUCCUCCCAUGGAAAGGAGGGCAUAUACACCUAAAUUUCACAAACCAAAAACUGAAGGUUGGUUUGUAACUCUCGGAAAUAUUGAAUCUGGAGAACUUCUCGCUAUGCGUAGAGUUACAUUUCAACAAAGAAAGACUAAUGUACCACUACUCUUUUGUGCUCCUGCUAGACCAGGGCCGGCUAUUUUUACUUUAUAUAUUUUAUCUGACACCUACCUUGGCCUUGACCAGCAAUACGACCUGCGGGUAUCGAUUAAAGAAUCAAGAUUAUGUCGACAAGUUACUAAUAACGAUGAUGAGAUGUCCAUCGAUGAAAAAUAUUAG